AUGCCCGCGCGGUGGCCGCGGGCCUUGGUUGCCUGCCUGACCGGCUGGGGCUUCAAGGAUUCCACGAUGCGUGAGGACAGGAAGUCGCUGCCGUUCACGAUCGUCGACAGGAACGGGAAGCCCUUCAUCAACGUGGAGGUGAAGGGGGAGGCCAAGGACUGGCAGCCCGAGGAGGUAUCCGCCAUGAUCUUAAAGAAGAUGACGGAGACCGCCGACGAUUACCUUAGCAAGGAGGCCAACCACGCAGUGAGCACCAUGCCAGCGUAUUUCAACGAUGCGCAGAGGCAGUCCACGAAGGACGCGGGCGUCAUCGCCAGGACGAACAUCCUCUGCAUCAUGAACGAGCCCACGGCUGCGGCGGUCGCGUACGGCCUCGACAAGAAAAUUGAGCAGAACAUCCUGCGGUAUGAUCUAGGCGGCGGCUCCUUCGAGGUCAGCCUGAGGGUGGAGCAGGAGCACAGCAAAGAGCACGACGGGCAUCAUGGGCAGCACGACGGCGAGCAGGAGCCCUACGCUCGCAGCGGCAGGCACGACGGCGACGGCGAGUACCAGCUCGGGCAGUGCGACGCCCACGGCCAACUCCACGGCGAGUCCCACGAUUACAGCAUCGUCGACCACAGGCCCGACGCCCCGCCCGACGCCCAGCCGCAGCAGGACGCCUUCCCCUACGCCCUACCUCAGCACGAGGACCGACCCGACGCCCAGCCCCAGCACGACGCCCUACACGACGCCGUUCCCAAGCACGACGCCCUACACGACGCCCUCCCCCAGUCCGACCCCCUUCUCGACGUCCAGUCCCAGCGCGACGCACUCCCCUACGCCCUACUCCACCCCGACGCCAUACCCGACACCCACUCCCAGGACGACGCCCUCCCCUACGCCCUACUCCACCCCGACGACCCACCCGACGCCCAACACCAGCACGACGCCCUACACGACGCCCUACCCAAGCACGACGCCCUACACGCCCUACCCAAGCACGACGCCCUACACGAUGCCCUACCUCAGCCCGGCCCCUCCGGCGAGAGCGUCGGGACCAUCGAACGGCAGUCGGGCAGACUUUGCAGCACGUGCGGGGAGCGCCCCUGCGCGGACGACGCGGGGUUGGCCGUGAUGGAGGUUCUCGGCAACCUCGCGGAAAAACAUGCGGUGAGUAUGAUCAGCACCACGAGCGGCACCAGCAGCACCUCCACGCCCAGCACGCCGGCGAGCACGAGGCUUCGCAGCGACCCGCAGCACCAGACCAGGGUCAGCGCAGUGGAGUGCCCCGCCGCUCCUGACGGGCACCGAGUCUCGCAGGCGGAGUUGUUCUACCUCUUCCACGUGCGGUCCUGCGCAGCACAGGCCUCGGGUGCGCGGGGCUCGACAUCAAGCCCAGGCUGCAUGCCAGACGUGCACGCUCCAUGGCCACAGGCCCCGGGCGGCGCCGAGCGGAUGUUGGAAGGCCAGCCGCCAGAACAGGGCGGCCCGCCGCCGCCGCCAGACCCACACCCGCAGCCCCGAGGCCGGGACGCCCUGGUGACGACGUGGGCGGUGGACACCAUGCGCUCCCGCCGGGGCUGCCUCUGCCGAGCGAGCCUGUGCCGGGGCCCCAUAGAGAAGGGCGAGCUCCGAGCUUUCAGCCCAGCGCUGGCUAACCCUCAGUUCUUCCACCUGCGGUGCAUCGAAGGGGGCUUGGGGCCCUACGGGCAGGUGCAGGGCACAGCGGCGCUGACGCCCGAACAACAGGACGAGACGCGGGACUGGUGCGACCGGCCCGGAAGGCCCUCCAGAGCAGAGUACUUGGCGGACGUCCGCCGGGCAAAGAGGGCGAGAAUGGACCCCGGGCAACAGGCCCAGGCGGCAGCGCUGGGCUGGACGCUGCUGCGGUGGCAGCAGCCCGACCUGCACGGCGCGCGGCUCGUGGCCGCGCGGGUGGCCGUGACGCCAGGACCUGGCACCACCCAGCUCGGCCUGAGCGCGUUUCCCGCGUUCGAGGUGGAGGUGCCCGCGCCAGUCGGCCACAUCAUCAACAUCUCCGGCACCUGGGGGGACGCAGCAAGGGGGGGAAUUUCCACGAGGUCCUCGCAGCCCAUCGUGCUCGGCAGCUACUGCGUCACCACCACGGCGACGGUCAUCUCGCCAGUAUGGGUGCUGGCGGCGGCGGCAGAGGCGGGCCGCGCUCGAGGCUUCCGUCCAGGCCAUCGUCGCGAGCGCCCUCAAUCCAGUGGUCGCUCACAGGGCGGAGAGCUUUGGCGCUGCUCUCAGCCAGACUGCCGCUGUGCGAAGAACCAGGAGAACUGGCGUUGGUGCAAGCACUGCGGCACGGAGCGCGACGGCGGUUCAUCGAAGCCACCCUGGGCGCGCGAUCGUCCUCCCCGCGGUGCUGGCGGUGCUGGCGGCAAGCAGCUUCCUGACCUCGGGGUCGACGCCAUGCAGGCCUUGGUGGCUUUCGCCGAGUCCAAGGGUGGCAAGGGGAUGGCCGAGAAGCAUCGUGCGGCCAUCAAAGCCAAGUCCCAACCCUCAGGCCCAGCUUCUGUGUCCAAGGAGGAGUUGCAAUCCAUGGUCAAGAUGGCUGAGAAAUCUGGAGACGAGGCCACUGCGAAGAAGUACGAGCUGCUACUCGACCAGGUCGACAAGCCUGCCGAGGGCAAGAAGACGGCCAAGGGCAAGCUGGAGGCUGAGCGCACGGUGCUUGGUAACUUGAUCGAGCAGGUGGAGACCCGGCGAAAGUUGGUCGCGGAGCUGGAUGCGGCCGAAGCCGAGUACAAGAUGGCGGUGUCGGAGGUUGUUGCUGACGUGUGCGCGGCCGAGCAGGCAGCCACAACUGGUACCGCUCAGCCCGUCAAGCUCUCGUUGUCGAAGCUCAUGGACGGUGAGUUGGACAACCUCGUGCUGGACGAUGACGGACUUUUCGGUUGCCAGCAGUUCGAGGAGCUGGGGCAGGAGACUUACGACGAGGGUCAGAACUGGUAA
Molecule: messenger RNA, 2955 nt
Organism: Prorocentrum cordatum
Lineage: Eukaryota; Dinophyceae; Prorocentrales; Prorocentraceae
Source: the annotation of a GenBank genome assembly